AUGCAGGGCAAUAGAGCACCAAGGCAAUUUGUGCUGUGCUUUGACGGCACGGGCAACAAAUUCUCUGGCAAUGAAUCUGACAGCAAUGUGCUGAAGAUUUUCAGAAUGCUUGAUCGCAGUAGCGGAGAUCAAUUCCACUAUUAUCAACCUGGAAUCGGCACCUAUGUGACUUCGACCUCGCUGUCGAGUAGCGGUCGCAUCCACAAAAUCCGAUCUGCCUAUCUCAAAGCAAAAGACGCCGCCAUAGGCUCCACCCUAGCCGAACAUGUCAUGGGAGGCUACAAAUUCCUCAUGCGGUACUACACGCCUGGAGACGACAUUUUCUUUUUCGGCUUUAGUCGUGGGGCAUAUGUCGCGCGUUUUCUAGCAGAAAUGUUGGAUGAAAUCGGUCUUCUCGAGGCAGGAAAUGAAGAACUCCUCCGGUUUGCUUGGAAGACCUUUGCCAAAUGGCAACAACGCCGAGGCAACAGGGAACAGAAGGAGCAGUUAUCCAAAUAUAUGGAAGCGUUUCGAGAAACCUUCAGCCGCCCUGUGUCUCAGAUUCGCUUCUUAGGACUCUUUGACACCGUCAACAGCGUCCCCCGAUUUGAGAACGCGUGGAUGCAGCGCAGCAAAUUUCCUUAUACUGCUCGCACCAGAGCCAAGGUCAUUCGACAUGCCGUCAGUAUCGAUGAGCGCCGGGCGAAGUUCCGACAGGAUUUGAUCGGCGAAGUGAGACCGUCCACUCCCACGGGCCCGACGUCGCGACGACAACGAGUGCGCGAUCACCUCGCACGGCACCACUUAUAUCUCCCACACGACCCUACGCAACGCCGCCAUGACGAGGAGGGAGAACAGCAUAAUGGAGCCACUGCAACUAGUGGCUCUCAGAAUUCCGAAAAGGCUGCAAACCGUGGACCCCAGGCGCAGACCAAGACACAUACAGUGUAUCGACCCCCGGCUCGCCGUCUCCGAGAUGACCGCUCAGCGCGCUCUCUGCCGAGCGCCGCGGCUAGUUGUUUGUCCCUGUCCAUGGAGGCAGAGGAGGAUGAAGAGCAGGAUAUUGAAGAGGUGUGGUUUCCCGGGUGCCACGCGGAUAUUGGAGGCGGGUGGGAAUUGAAGGAUGGCGAAACGUAUGCUUUAAGUCACGCUCCCCUGGUCUGGAUGGUAGAAAAGGCCCAGGAGGCGGGCGUGCAAUUCAGUGUCAAAAAGAGGAAGGACUUCAAUUGCUGGCAUGAUCCAGGUUGUAAAGCCCAGAGCCGAGAGCAGGACAGGGCUUCAGCAGAGAACCACAAGAGCAAGCCAGACCCAGUAGUGAUUCCACCGGACAACAGCGAUGAAAAGGCGGGUCUUUCCCACUUUGAACAUGUCCUUCGGAGAUCAAGUACGGACGGAAAGAUCCAUGACUGCCUUGAGUUCCGUAAAGGGCUUCCAUGGACGUCGGUCCUGUCUUGGAAAGCCAUGGAGUAUAUGCCCUUCCGUCGAAUGGACUUACAAGAGGAUGGCUCCUGGAAACCCAUUCGCUGGCCUCUUCCUCGCGGCGAAGUGCGUGAUAUUCCCCACGAUGCAAAGAUACACGUGUCGGCCAUCAACCGUCUGAAGGUCAACCCGGAGUAUCGACCAGGAAAUCUGAUUAUUGGUGGCGGCGGUAGAGGUGUAAAGAUCGCGCCAAAGGAUCGCGGUAUUGGCGAGUGGGAAGUGGCUGAACACCACGGCUGUCCCAUACAGGAGACAUAUCUCCGCAAGCAAAUAUCCCACGUUGCUGUUGCAUGA
Molecule: messenger RNA, 1752 nt
Organism: Aspergillus pseudonomiae
Lineage: Eukaryota; Fungi; Ascomycota; Eurotiomycetes; Eurotiales; Aspergillaceae
Product: T6SS phospholipase effector Tle1-like catalytic domain-containing protein
Exons: 2
Coding region: 1-1752 (583 amino acids)
Source: RefSeq, a predicted model, not a curated record